AUGAAUCAAACCACCUCAAAGGUUAACAUGAUGUUGGAUGAAACUAAUCAAUGUCCUAAUUUAUUUUCCGUUAUUAUAGAAAAAGGAUGGGAAGUAUUUACAGAAAUCGAGAGUGAAGAAACCAUAAUACCACGUACUAUAAAAAUUACCAAAGCACCACAUAAAGAAAAGGAAGAAGAUGAUGAGGAUGAGAAACCAACAGAGGCGAAACAAACUAAAAAGCCUAAAGAAGAAGAUGAUGAUGAAGGUCCAGGCAAAAAAAUUGGUGAAGAGGUUUCAAUAAAAUUACCUAAACAAGUUCGGAAGUCAAACGAUCCAGCUUUUUAUAAGAACUAG
Schistosoma guineensis is the source of this 336-nucleotide messenger RNA. The record is from the annotation of a GenBank genome assembly. NCBI's taxonomy places the organism in Eukaryota, Metazoa, Platyhelminthes, Trematoda, Strigeidida, Schistosomatidae.